AUGCCAGUAUACUUGCUGCAUGGCUUCAAAUGGCCCCGCCCGCUGAUCCGCAUUCACAUUAUCCUCCAGAAUCUCGACGAUGCAGCUGCCGAGUGGCUCGUGUCGCCUGGCACCACCGAGUGCAUGCUGGACAACUUCCACGCCCUCUAUCCCGACCUGAUGCAGCACUUGCCCAACCUCCGCUUUGUAGAGCAGUUCGAUCCCGCAGACGAAUCGACCGAGAGCAAUGCCCCCAGCCAGCCUUUCGCCUAUGUAGCAGACGUGUGUCAAGAGGUGAAGUUGGGCAUAAACAUCGACGAAUACAGAGGCAAACUGGUCACGGGCAACCAGUGGUCCGCGCUCAUGGAGCUCCGUGACAAGAUUGCGCCAGAAGAGAAACCGGGCUGGUUUGUGGUCGUGUGUGGUGACGAAGAGCGCUGGGCCCCACCUACCAUUGAGACUCUGCAAGAAGCCGCACAACAUAAUGGCGUGUCGAGGACUGCGAGUAGUGAGGCCGAGAGCGCGCAGUAUAGUCAUCGCCCAAGUGACGAAGUCACGCAGAAGCGAGAUGAUCAGCCAAGAGGCCUCAAGAAGCUGUUUGGCGGCUUCUCCCGGAAGAAGAGCCUCCUUACGGCCAAGUCGGCCUCCGACAUCAUCGAAGGAACAACCACCGCCGCUCCCGUCGCCACCAGAAACUGUAAUGAAGGCUCCACAGUUGCCAUUGCUGAGAGGAAUGGGGACUCCCGCACAAUGAAAUCUGCUACUCCUCCGUUGCUUUCACCCCCAUUUGGCGCCGUUGAGCUAUCUGUGGUGCCGCCCACACGUGCCGGAGAUGACAGUAGUGGAUCAAGAUCUAUCUCACCCAUCGAGGAGGAGCCCUGGUCCACUCCAGGUACCGAGUACUCUUCAGACUCGCGAUUCCGACGUCGCUCAGACACUGCACUAUGGACACCCCAAAGCGUCAGUCAAGGACGAAAUUACAGAGCAAGCUGCCAUGUCGACCGAUUCGGCGGUGUUAGUCCCGUGUCUGCACGAAGUCCGAGCCCGUUGUCACGACUGCAGAGUCCUGCCGAUGUUUCGUGCGACGGCUCAGCACCUUCACCAUACAUACCAACCAUCUUGCCGGAAAGACAGAACGGUGCCUGGAAACGACACACUCUGCAUAACAGCCCUUCUCUCUCUCGUGGCCCUCCGCUGGCCAAAAUCGACGUGGCCGAAAAGGAUGAAGAAGAAGGACAGUACGAAGUCAUCAGCAUGGCACCAAAAGUCUCCACGCUGGUGAUCGCUCGCCACGAUGCCAGGAGGCAACGAUUGAGCCACUCAUCAAUCAAGGACAGGACGAGUCCGGACACGUACAGGCCCAAGGGACCUCGCUUUCCUGUCAACCCGAGCCCCCAAUCACGCAGAAGCUCGUAUGGGACGAACUCAGUGUUUGGUCAGAAGAUCAAUCAGUUCGACCUGGUGGCGAACAGCAUCGAGAAUGCACUUGUUGCUAUGCGAUAA
Messenger RNA from Sphaerulina musiva SO2202, 1482 nucleotides. RefSeq lists its product as uncharacterized. The transcript has 4 exons. The record is from RefSeq and is a predicted model, not a curated record. The coding region runs from base 1 to 1482 and encodes 493 amino acids. NCBI's taxonomy places the organism in Eukaryota, Fungi, Ascomycota, Dothideomycetes, Mycosphaerellales, Mycosphaerellaceae.